GUCUAUGGUCUAUGGACUUAACCUUUACAUGAUAUAUCCUCCAAAUAAUUUUCAGUUUUGGUAAAUGAAAAGUUCUCAAAAAUGGCUGCAAUCAAGCAAAAAGAAUAUUUAAAGAAAUAUUUAAGUAUUGGUAAAGAUAAAUCUGACAGGAAAAAAAAGAAAAAAUCUAAAUCAAAUAAUGUAGCUAGAUUAACAAUUAUCGAUGAUAAUGCUGAUACAUUUGAAAAUGCAGUUAAAGAGGACUUAUUGGAAGAUGAAGAUGCUCCCCAAAUUGUUGCUGUGAUUGAUGAUAGACCACCGUCCUUACAGAUUGAUGAGAAAAGCAAAUCGAAUUUAUGGAUACCCAUAGGAAGCAAUAAUGAUGACUCAACUGAGUUAUAUAUGAAGAGUGAACACACAGAAGAUUUAUCUCCACCUAGAUCAAAAAUAAAAUUCAAGACAAAAAAGACAGAAGCAACAAUAUCUUCCUCUAGUAAAAACAAUUAUCCAGAUAAGGAAAUUAAGAUUGAAAAAGAUAUAUCACCACCAAGAAAUAGAAAUGAAUUCAGCCCUCCUAGAACAGUUGAUGCAGUGCAAGUAAAAGUUGAAACUGUAGAUUCAGAUGUAUCUCCUCCAAGACAGCGAUCAUUGAAAGAGGUUACUGUUGAUAGUGAAAAACAUUAUAAGAAAUAUAAUGAUGAUGAUGAUUUCUCGCCCCCACGACCAAGAAAAAAGAGUUUAGCGUCAGAAAUGCCUCGUAAAAAAAGAAGUAGAUGGGAAAACGAAAAUGUUCAUGAGUCUCCUCCAAGCCAUCAUCAUAAACAAAAAGAAAAACAUGAUAAACGAAUUGAAAGGGAUGAUGAUAUUUCCCCUUUAAGAAAGAGAAAUAAGUCAACACAUCCAAAAAUUAUGAAAACUACACUAGACGGAAAAACUGCAGGCUUACAGAAUGCUAAGCAAUUGGCUGCUGAAAGUAUAAUUCUCAAAGAGAAAGAGAUGGAACUUUUCAAUAAGAUGUCCAGUGAAAUUUCUGGAGCCAAUGCUGCCACCAUAAUUCGAGAUAAAAAAACAGGAAGGGUUAGAAAUCUGGAAGAAGAAGCAGCCAGACAAGAAGAGAAGAAAAAGAAGGAGCAUGUCAACAAAGAGAAAUAUUCAAGGUGGGGAAGAGGUCUCAAACAAUGUGAAGAUCAAACUAAAAAAAGGGAAGAAGCGCUAAAUGAGAUGAGCAAACCACUUGCGAGGUAUGCAGAUGACGAAGAUUUGGAGAGAUAUCUUAAAGAGCAAGAAAGAGAAGGAGAUCCCAUGUUGGCCUAUUUAAGGAAAAAAAAGAAGAAGAAGGAUGUAGAAGAAGGAAAGCCAAUGAAACCUGAGUAUAUGGGAGAGUUUAUGCCAAACCGGUUUGGAAUAAGACCAGGCCAUCGUUGGGAUGGUGUUGACAGGUCAAAUGGAUAUGAAAAAAAAUGGUUUGAAAUUCAAAAUUCCAAAAUGGCCCAACAAGAAGAAGCCUACAGAUGGGGAAUUGAAGAUAUGUGAGGAGAGAUAUGUUUUUGAAAUUUUGUAAAUAUUGUAAAUAGAAUAUUCAUAAGAUUUGUUGUUGAUUAUAGCAAAAUAUCAUGAAAAUCCAUAGAAUUUUCUAUAAGCGUGUAAAGAAUAAAUAAUUUCAUAUUAAA
Messenger RNA from Harmonia axyridis, 1649 nucleotides. Its product is annotated as BUD13 homolog. The coding region runs from base 82 to 1512 and encodes 476 amino acids. The record is from RefSeq and is a predicted model, not a curated record. Gene Ontology annotation, cellular component: RES complex; U2-type spliceosomal complex. Gene Ontology annotation, biological process: mRNA splicing, via spliceosome. Gene Ontology annotation, molecular function: RNA binding. NCBI's taxonomy places the organism in Eukaryota, Metazoa, Arthropoda, Insecta, Coleoptera, Coccinellidae. The transcript is spliced from 7 exons.